Messenger RNA from Eriocheir sinensis (Chinese mitten crab), 537 nucleotides. Its product is annotated as putative nuclease HARBI1. Lineage: Eukaryota; Metazoa; Arthropoda; Malacostraca; Decapoda; Varunidae. The coding region runs from base 1 to 537 and encodes 178 amino acids. The transcript has 3 exons. The record is from RefSeq and is a predicted model, not a curated record.
AUGGCAGAGCUAGUGGGUGCGCGUCCGCGGCAGCUGAGGACUUUUCGGGCACGAAGAGACGUCCUUGAUGAACUUCCGGACCCGGAAUUGAUCAAGAGGUACCGCCUGGACCGUGCAGGGAUACUCUUCGUGGCUGAUUUGGUGCGUGAGGCCUUGACUGCUCCUACAAACAGGAACCAAGCCCUCUCCCCGGAGAUGAAGGUCCUCGUAACACUGAGGUAUCUUGCUACGGGGAAAAUGCAGCAGUGUAGCAGCGACGACUUGGGGCCUUCACAACAGACCGUCAGCAGGGUCACCCGGGAGACUGUGUACGCCCUUGCACAGCCUCAUAUAGUGAGACGCUUCAUCAAGUUCCCCCUCACUGUGCAAGAAACUCAGGUGAAGCGGCGAGAGUUUGAGGAAAUUGCGGGAUUUCCUGGUGUGGUAGGGGCAGUAGACGGAACACAUGUGAGGAUUGUUGCACCCAAGGAAUUUGAGGCAGACCGGGCCCACAGUCCGCCUAUAAUAGACAAGCCUGGUGACCUGUGGGGAAGCUGA